This is a messenger RNA of Microtus oregoni (creeping vole), 5846 nucleotides long. RefSeq names its product lysine methyltransferase 5B (gene Kmt5b). The coding region runs from base 1028 to 3730 and encodes 900 amino acids. Gene Ontology annotation, cellular component: nucleus. Gene Ontology annotation, molecular function: histone H4K20 methyltransferase activity; protein binding. Lineage: Eukaryota; Metazoa; Chordata; Mammalia; Rodentia; Cricetidae. The transcript has 12 exons. The record is from RefSeq and is a predicted model, not a curated record.
AGCUCCCUGAGGACCAAACCUCCUUCCUCGCGCCGGUGGAGCCCGAGGAGGGUGAAGAGUGGCCGUGUCGCGGAAAAGCUGGCACUCAGUAGGUGCUCAAGGAGCAGCCAGUGUCAACACGGGUGACCCAAUGCAACUCCUUCCCGCCUCCCGCGUGGUAACGCUCCGGUGGCCCACAUGGUCUUGAAGGGUGUUUCUGCUCCCAACGACACCCAUCCCCACAACAAAGAAACUCGCCAUCCCCGGCCGCCUCCCCUCGGUGCACCCCAGAGGCACAGCGGGCCCGGAGCGCCGCACGCCGGUAGCUGUCCCCCGAAAUCGCGGCUCGGGAGCUGUCCCUGGUAGGUGCAGGUGCGCGCGGGACGGGGGCGGGAGCCGACCCCGAGGGGCAGCGAGCGGCCGGCGAACUAGGUGGCGCCCGCCGGGCGCGCGGCGACACCGCCUCCACCGAGAUUUAAAGGGCAGCCGGGCGGAGGGAUCUUCGAACGACUCUCGCUGCGAUCCCUCCGCCUCAAGGCGCAGCGACGGCCAACGACGCGGCUCCUUCUCGGAAAAUCGCUCCUGUGCCUCCGCCGUCGGGUGCUGCGGAGCGGAACUCCAUUCUCUCUGGCGUCUCUCCGCCUCCUCCCUCACAAUUCCGUCGAAGCCAUCGCGGUGACUGGCGUGGGGCAAAGGAGCGCGUACGCUCGUAGCCUGCGUGGUGUCCCUCCGCCGUCAUCCGUGGACUUCUUUUCGUGUCCUUCCACCAAGCCCGGGCGGUGUCCGGGUGGCUCACCGGGGGCGGCGACGCGUCUGCGGCGCGGCAGCGAGACUCGGGGGCUAUGAGGUGAGGACACCCGGGGACCGGAGGCGGCACCCGGCGCUGUGCGAGAACGCAGGACGCGAAGCCCCGAAGCCGGCGGAUGCCUCCCAGACCCCGCGGCUGCGCGCGAGGCGGAGGUGAGGCCCGAGGAGAGAACAUUGAAAUUAUUCUCUAAGCUAUCUGAAGAGAGUGACUAAAUGCUCCUGGGUCAGGCUGUCUGUGGGUAUGAAGUGGUUGGGAGACUCCAAGAACAUGGUGGUGAAUGGCAGGAGAAAUGGAGGCAAGUUGUCUAAUGACCAUCAGCAGAAUCAAUCAAAAUUACAGCACUCGGGCAAGGACACCCUGAAGACUGGCAGAAACGCCGUUGAGAGGCGGUCCAACAGAUGUCAUGGUAACUCAGGAUUUGAAGGGCAGAGUCGCUAUGUGCCGUCCUCUGGAAUGUCAGCCAAGGAGCUCUGUGAGAACGACGACUUAGCAACCAGUUUGGUUCUUGAUCCCUAUUUAGGUUUUCAAACACACAAAAUGAAUACUAGCGCUUUUCCUUCAAGGAGCUCAAGACAUAUUUCAAAAGCUGACGGGUUUUCUCACAGCAACCCUGCAAGAUUUCGGCCUAUUAAGGGAAGGCAAGAAGAGCUAAAGGAAGUAAUUGAACGCUUUAAGAAAGAUGAACACUUAGAGAAAGCCUUCAAAUGUUUGACUUCAGGUGAAUGGGCACGGCAUUAUUUUCUCAACAAAAACAAAAUGCAGGAGAAAUUAUUCAAGGAACAUGUCUUUAUUUACUUGCGGAUGUUUGCGACUGACAGUGGAUUUGAAAUAUUGCCUUGUAAUAGAUACUCUUCAGAACAAAAUGGAGCCAAGAUAGUUGCAACAAAAGAGUGGAAACGAAAUGACAAAAUAGAAUUACUGGUGGGUUGUAUUGCCGAACUUUCAGAAAUUGAGGAGAACAUGCUACUUAGACAUGGAGAAAACGACUUCAGUGUCAUGUAUUCCACAAGGAAAAACUGUGCUCAACUCUGGCUCGGUCCUGCUGCAUUUAUAAAUCAUGAUUGCAGACCUAACUGUAAGUUUGUGUCAACUGGCCGAGAUACAGCAUGUGUGAAGGCUCUGAGAGAUAUUGAACCUGGAGAAGAAAUUUCUUGUUACUAUGGAGAUGGGUUUUUUGGAGAAAAUAAUGAGUUCUGCGAAUGCUACACUUGUGAAAGACGGGGAACUGGUGCUUUUAAAUCCAGAGUAGGACUGCCUGCGCCUGCUCCUGUUAUCAAUAGCAAAUACGGACUCAGAGAAACAGAUAAACGCUUAAAUAGGCUUAAAAAGUUAGGGGACAGCAGCAAAAAUUCAGACAGUCAGUCUGUCAGCUCUAACACUGACGCAGACACCACUCAGGAAAAAGACAAUGCAACUUCUAACCGAAAGUCUUCAGUCGGUGUAAAAAGGAGCAGCAAGAGCAGAACACUGACCAGGCAGUCCAUGCCAAGAGCCCCGCCCGCUUCCAACUCUACCUCACCUAAGCUAGCGCACAGGAACAACUCCAGGGUACCAAAGAAAUUAGGAAAGCCGGCAAAGCCUUUACUUUCCAAGAUCAAACUGAGGAAUCACUGCAAGCGACUGGACCAGAAGAGCACAUCACGGAAGCUCGAGAUGGGGAACUUAGUGCUAAAGGAGCCCAAAGUUGUGCUAUAUAAGAAUUUGCCAAUUAAGAAAGAGAAGGAGCCAGAGGGACCAGCGCAUGCUGCAGUGGGGAGUGGGUGCUUGACUAGGCAUGCUGCAAGAGAACACAGGCAGAACCCUGGCAGAGGUGCUCACUCGCAGGGCGACAGUUUGCCCUGCACCUACACAACCCGGCGCUCAUUGAGGACAAGGACAGGUCUGAAGGAGACCACUGACAUCAAGCUUGAACCAAGUCCCUUGGAUGGCUAUAAAAAUGGCAUUCUGGAACCUUGCCCAGACAGUGGCCAGCAGGUGACCCCAGAGGUGCUGGAAGAACUGGCUCCUGAGACUGCACACAGGGAGGAAGCUUCCCAGGAGUGUCCCAAGAGUGAGCCAUGCCCUUCAAGAAAGAAAUUUCGACAAGGGAAACCCAUGAAACACUUAGCCAAGGCAGAGGACUGCAGUCUGGAGCCCAGCUUCCCUGGGAAAGAUGGGCUGCCAGAUUUGUCAGGGCCCCAUCCUGACCAGGGUGAGCCCAGUGGCACCACUGGGGUACCUGUAAGCUACACAGACUCUGCUCCCUCACCUGUUGGCUGUUCCGUUGUCACAUCCGACAGCUUCACAACAAAAGACAGCUUCAGAACUGCACAAAGUAAAAAGAAGCGGCGGGUCACCCGGUACGAUGCACAGCUGAUACUGGAGAACAGCUCUGGGAUCCCCAAGCUGACGCUUCGCAGGCGGCACGAUAGCAGCAGCAAGACAAACGACCACGAGAGCGAUGGUGUGAACGCCUCUAAAAUCAGCAUCAAGCUCAGUAAAGACCAUGAAAGUGACAGCAACCUCUAUGUCGCCAAGCUCAGUAAUGGGGUUAGCUCGGGGCCAGGUGGCAGCUCUACCAAGCUCAAAAUCCAGCUCAAGCGGGAUGAGGAGAGCAGGGGGCCAUAUGCAGAGGGGCUUCAUGAGAACGGAGUGUGCUGCAGCAAUCCCCUCUCCCUGCUGGAGUCCCAGAUGGAAGUGGACGACUACAGUCAGUAUGAGGAGGACAGCACAGAUGACUCCUCGUCUUCUGAGGGGGAGGAGGACGAGGAGGACUGCGAGGACGACUUCGAUGAUGACUUCAUCCCUCUUCCUCCCGCGAAGCGGCUGAGGCUAAUUAUGUUUCUCCUUGGAGGUGUCGGUUUCACACUGUUUACCGGCCCAGGUGUCCUGUCCGUGGCCUUCGAUAUCACAGAGACCAUUUGGCUGGAAGUCAGAUUGAUUUCUUUGAAGAAAAGAAACUAAAUUAAAAUGCAGUCUUCUGCGUGACAGCUCAUUUUCAGUACAUUAUAUGUACGAGGCUGGUGGUGUGCAGGAUGAGUUUUCAGAGCAGCUUAUUUAUUGCUUGUCAUGUAAAUUAAAGACCGUGUAUUUAACACUUUCCAAUCCUUUUAGAUAAAAUUGUUCUUUGCAAGAAUGAUUGGUGCUUAUUUUUUCAAACCUUUGCUGUGAACAGCGUGGCAACAGCAAGCAACGUUUGUCUGAUGAACUUCAGCUAUCUUAAUUUGGGUCUUCAAGUUUCUGUUGCACUUGUAAAAUGCUACAAGGAAUAUUAAAGAAAUCUAUUCACUUUAACUUAUAAUAGUUUAUGAAAUAAAAACAUGAGUCACAGCUUUUGUUCUGUGGUAACCUAUACAAACAUUUGUCUUGGGGAUUCAAUGUAAAGAGCUGAAAAUGAUGUAUAUGUUGUAAAUAUUUGUGUGUUGUGAGAAAUUUUUGUCAUAAGAAAUUAAAAGAACUUACCAGGAAGGUUUUUAAGUUUAGAAAUAUUCAUGCCAAUAAAAUAGGAAAUUAUAAAUAUAUAGUGUAAGCACUGCAUCAGUGGACAUUCUUGGCUUAUGUUAGUUUAUUAUGAAAAUAUCAGAUUUUUUUGAUUAUAUUAUCAGUCAGACAAAAAGAGAAGUCAGAUUUAAUUUGUUUUUGAAGCACUUUGAGAAGAAAAAUUAAUUUUAAGUAACUUAAUGAGCAAUUUUUGAUUACUGCUUUAUGUUCAGUACCAGGCUUAUUUGUUUCUCUGGAUUAUUUUGCAAAUCAAAGAAUUUGAAACUAUCAGUUUGUAGCAGGUGUUUGACACCAGUGGGUCUGUUUAUUUACUGGGAAAUGUGUAGGUGUCCUUUCAGAUAUACAGUGUUCCUGAACAACACAAGUUAACGGGACUCAGUGUUGAGCAGGUCAGAGGGGACCUGCAGGGAGUGAAAGGUCCCCACAGAUUAUCUCGGUGCCUCCCUGUUGCUGGUGAUACCUACUAGUGUUCAGCUUGGGGACACUUGGAUUCCUAAAACUGUGACCAGUAGGUUCCAGGUAGUGAGAUCCGUGAGCACGUCUAGGAUUCAGAUGUCUUUGCUUCUGUGCAUAUGAGUGAGACUCCCUGCUAUGGUCCUGUCAGUCUUGUCCUUGUUGCCAGGCAGUCUGACCCUCAGGCAUCUCCCGUUUGGCAGCAGGAGGGAGACUGCGUGCCUGCAUAUAUACACUACCUUUUGCUAUAGCCAUGAAAUAGGGCAGCCCUGUGUCUCAGGACCUCCUGUCUCAAGGCACCGAGAGCACCUCCCAUCUGUGUGAGAGCCCCGUGCCACCUCUAGGAAGCUGAAGGUGGGCUCAGGAGCCUGCACGGGGCAGCAGGUCACCCUCGUUCCCGAACGUUCACUGGGCUAUUUGGAGAGGCUCAGAGACUAAAUCCUCCCCUUUCCUUGAAAUCCAACAAUAGACAUUUCAGGAAUUUCAGUCUUAAAGAAAAGGUAACAAAAUAUCACAUUUCUCACUUUCUCCAUUUUUAAGCUUAAUUUUAGUAACUUAUUUAUGAUGUUUAUUUUAGUUUUGUGGCCUCAUCUUUGGAGGCUGACCUUCCCAUGGGUCUAAGAGCAGUGACGUGUUGAGGAGUUGCUGCCUCUCAGGAGUCGUAUGCACAAGCAUUCAGCAGAGCUGCUGAUGCCUUCUAGGGAACUUUAUUUCCGUUUCUCAAGGCAGGGGCCUCGGACUGUUCUCUAUCUGCUGUAGAACUUCACUGUGGGGUGCCAGCACCCACAUGCUUGACCAGUCUGGAAGAGGUCACACUCAAUAAAACUCUCAGCUUGAGCUUAUGCAAUGAUUGGUAACGUUUUUGGCAAUUGUAAGAAUUAGGAAAUGAUCCUAGAAAUAUAUGUAAAGUAUUCAAUUUUCAAUCAUUUUUCAAAUUACUGUUUUAAAUUGUUUUGCUGAGUUGUAAUACUUUUGAGAUACAAUGUAUUCCUUGUACUGAAAGAAUGAAAAGGACUUUUUCAGCAUUUGAGGUAAGUUCUUUAACGUUUCAUUAAAAACAUUUUUUACAGAUCUUUUGUACAUGCACUUGCAGUAUUGAGGUUAAUCAUUUUAAUAAAUUCGGAAA